Molecule: messenger RNA, 262 nt
Organism: Cylicostephanus goldi
Lineage: Eukaryota; Metazoa; Nematoda; Chromadorea; Rhabditida; Strongylidae
Source: the annotation of a GenBank genome assembly
GCCCUGAAUACGAUAUCAUUCCCAUGAUGGGGGUUGGAAAGGAGUUUGAUCAAAAUGGACUUACUGUAUGUCAGAUAAACGCUGAGAUUCACCACAUAGGCGUGGAUUUCAAGGAACGAUUUGCCCCCUUGAUGAGGAAGCUUCUGAGCGACCGCCGAUAUGCUAUCUUGGCAGUUAAAUUCGUAGGACAUCAUCGCACCUUUUUGCUAAAUUUUGAAAAUAAAAAAUGCGUUGAAAAAUAUCUAGCACGAUUUUUUUGACU